Saccoglossus kowalevskii is the source of this 1371-nucleotide messenger RNA. RefSeq lists its product as uncharacterized. Lineage: Eukaryota; Metazoa; Hemichordata; Enteropneusta; Harrimaniidae. The record is from RefSeq and is a predicted model, not a curated record.
GUGUUAAUAUUUGUAUGGACAAUCUCGAUGACUGUGACGUCAACGCUGACUGUACCUAUCUUGGUGGAGACAGUUAUACAUGUGAAUGUCGUGAUGGAUUUGAAGACAUUGGAAGUGGACUUAUCGGAGAAUGUGAAGAUAUCGACGAAUGCUUUAACAUGACCAUUUGUGAUGACGUCACUAAACAGUGUGUAAAUACGAAUGGUUCAUUUUACUGUGAAUGUAGACCAGGGUUUCACUACAAUACAAUAGAUGACACAUGUGAAGAAUCCCAAAAAGUACAAGGAGAAUUUAUUAUCGUUAAUGAGGAAUACAAAGAGAAUUAUGCUAAUCCGAAUUCUAUUGAAUACAAACAAUUUGAGGAACAGUUUAAAACUGCAAUGAACGGCAUCUACAAGAAUUCAGAAACUACAAAAUACACUUAUCAGGAGACAGAACUUCUUGAAUUGUUGAAAGGUAGUGUGAAACCAGUGUAUACCUUGGUGUUCAACGAUGACGCCAACAUUGAUACGUUAGCACUAGAAGCAUUGCUAUUUGAGAGCUUAGAUGAUGGAAUGUUGGAUACAGGAAUUGAUAUGUGGCAGAUUCCGCCAUUCACAAUAAGCUACACAGAUUUUGAUGCAUGUGACUAUGAUGAGUUAAACGAUUGUAGUGAUAAUGCAAACUGCCAUACAUUAUCUGAUGGGAAGUUCAAUUGUUCGUGUAAGAAUGGAUUUGAAGAUCUGAACACCGCGUAUCCAGGGCGUUAUUGUGAAGCGCUGACAACAACAACAACAGAAUCUCCUGUAGAAAAACUUCCCCAAGACGAUACUGAUGCCAUGCAGAUUGUGCUUGGUGUACUUGUGGCAGUAUUGCUACUAGCUAUCAUACUUAUUGCGGUGUUUGCAGUUUACCAAUAUUGCCAACGCAGGAGCGAAAAACAAUCCUACAAUGCAGCUGGGCACUUAACGGCAAUUCAGCCGAACGAUUACGUUAUUGAUUCUUUGAAUGAUGGAGGAGGGUGGGACGAUUUUGGUCUCGGAAGUUUUGACGUCGACGGGAGGUUGACGAGAAGUUAUUCAGGCAGUACAGGGUCCCUGAACACAGCAGACGAAAGGCAUAUCGCUGCAGUAAUUGAACAUGCACCUGAUUUGAACGAACACAUGGAUAGAAGAUUCUCAGUUACACCAAGGCCAUCGUACGAUUUACAUGAAAGUACGUUUGGUACUCCUCGUAUAGACGAGAGUGACAUUCAACCAGACGUUGAGGGUAGCGAUUCGUCAGCACCAUCCAUCUCUUUCCGACGACCGCCGUUACGUCCAGAUCUUUCAGGAAUUCCAGAAGAAAGAAUCACACUUCCUCGGCCACGUCCUAUCCAUGUGUAUGGCAAAC